ACAAAAAACAUAAAUAAUCCGAAUAACAAAUUUUGCCAAGUUGUCACCAAAUAUUAAAAUUUUUUUAGUAAAUUCUGAUAAAAACGAAGUAAAUUUAAUGUGCUAAUUUAGUAUAUUUAUAUGCAAGCAAUAUUUAAUAUUUGUGCUCUACAAUGUCCUGGUUGAAUAAUAGUUUGAGCACUAUCAAAGGUCAAUUGACGACUUUGGCGCAAGAGGUACUAGCGGAAACUGCAGGCCCUGGAGAUGAAGAUUACCGCGGUCCGGUGGAUACUAGAACAGCCGUCGAGUUACUUGCAGUUACAGAAAAAGAAAAAGAAGAGUUAAAUAAAGUAUGCAGUCAACAAAAUGAUGAAAUUUCGAUACUUCGCAAACAGAUUACAGAAUUACAAAACAAAAUUAGCGACAGUGGAGGUGGCAGUGCUUCAACUUCAGCGGCUUUCAAAGCGAAAACAGCAAAGUCGGAUGAAAAUGCACAGCUUGAAGACAGUUGGUGCUGGGAACCAGACAAUAUCAAGCUCGACACUCGUCACAGUUCGGAAACCUCAAGCGGCAAUGGCAACGAUUUGGUUAAUGUUACAUUGGAAGAUGUGUCAAUGGGUAAUGCCACACAAACAGCGCAUGCAUUACAGUUGCGUUUGGAGAAAUCGGAAGCAGAAAAUAAAGAUUUGAACACUGCAUUAGAGGAACUAGAUGAACAACAUAACCUAGCUAUGCAAAAUGUGCUUGAGUUAAAAAAUGAAUUGCAAGAAAAGCUAAACGUUGUAACUACAAAUUAUAACAUCCUUAAGGAAGAGCAAGCCGAUAAGUUUAUAUGUAGUGAGCUUGAGUUAGGAAAAUUGAGGAAAGAAAUUGAGAAACUUCAAGGCGAUAAUAAAACAUUAACAUUUGAAAGAACCGAUAUACAAAGAAAAAAUGAGGAUUUGGUGCAAAUGUUAAAGAUAAAUGAAGAAGAUAUGUUAGAUUUACAAACUUUAUUAGAAAAGAAAGGUCAGGAUAAUAUUGAAUUAAUAGAAAAAGUUAAAAUUGCCAAUAAAGAAACAGAAAAAUCUGAAGAUGAACGCACAGAAUUAUUGCAACGACUUGAACAGGUAUUGAAAGAAAUAGAAGAGUUGAAAACAAUAAAAGAAAAGAAAACCUCCGAAUCAUCCUCUAGCUCGAUGGGUAAGCAAAGCGAAGAUGAGUUUAUACUAGUUGGUAAAAGUGAUACAAAUUCCUCUGGUCCUACAACACCCCCAACAAAAGAGGAAUUGAAGGAUAAAAUUGUACAAUUGGAAAAUCGCGUAUCAGAACUAACGUUGGAAAAUGGUAGCUUAGCAUUGAAAUUAAGAGAUCAGGAAAUACCAAACAAUUUACAAAGCCUACAAAGUUUAGAGGAGAAAUGCGAAGCACAAGCAGAAAAUAUAAAAAUGCUACUAGCAGAACAAUUAGAGGCACAGGAGAAAAUUGAUGAUCUUAAAGAGCGAGCAGCAGAGGCUGUUAUUGCACAAGAACAACUUAAAAUUUUAACAGAAGAAAAAACACUUCUUUCAACGGAAUUGAAAGAAAGUAAGGAGAGUAUAAGUUCAUUGCUUGAAUUAAAGCAACGUUUGAUUUUUUCCGAAGAAGAAAAGGAAGCAUUGCAGGUAGAAUUGCAAUCUCUACGUACAGCACAAAAACGUGUUACAGAAUUGGAGUGUAAAAUCCAACAAUUGACGCUUGAAAAUCAGAAAUUUAAAUUAAAUGCGGAAGCGGAAACAGAAACAUUGAAUAAUAGUGCGGAACUUGAAGAUAGACUUAGGUGUUUAACGACGGAAAAUGAAAGUUUGCGCACAGAAUUGGAAAGUAUAGCACAAGAUAAAUUCCGUCAAGCGAUCGCAGAAGAAAAGCAAGAAAUUACAGAUCUGGAUGCAGAUGAGGAAGAGCCGUUUAAAUUAGAGAAAUUCCGUGAUGUACUUGAAGUGUAUGUAAAGCAAGAGACAGCUUUGAGCUCUGAGGAUUCUGUAGAUAGAGCUUUCAAAUCGUUACGAGAGAAGCUUUGGAAAAUUGAUGCUUUAGAAAAGAGUCUAGCACAAAUGUCUGAAGAUAUGAUUGAUCUACAAGAUGCAAAGUUAGUUUGGGAUCAUGAAAAGAAAACUUUAGAGGCAGAUAUUUCUCAAUACAUUUUACAGUGUGAUGAGUUAAUGAAAAACAAUGAAAUACUACUAAACGAAUUAGAAAAUUAUAAACGAAACAAGCUAGAGACUAUAUCGGAAAAUAACGAAGAAAAUAUUGUGCAAUUGGAAUCACAACUCGAGGAGUCUAUUAAACUUAAUACUACCUUAGAGAAGGAGUAUGUUGACUUGCGUGAUAAAAUCAGUGAAUUAGAGCAUGAGAAACUAGAAUUUGCUGAACAAAUAAAAACAAUGGAAAAAAUAGAGGAUGAACUUAAGCUGCAAAUCAAGGAUUUAGAAUUGGAAGUAGAAAAUUAUGAAUUGGAGAAAACAAAUUUAGUUUUUGAAAUGAACGAAUUAAAAGCUGAGGAUGAUAAGGAACAGAAGUCUGCACAACUACUAAAGCAAGUUGAGGAUAAAAACGAAAGUUUGGAAAAUCAGUUGAGUAGAUUAAGUAAAGAUCAUGCAGAUUUGGUUGCUGCGAUGCAAGCACAGAAAACUGCUUUGGUCGAAUCAAACAAAUUGCGAGAAACUUCUGAAAAUGAGUUAAGUUCGCUUAAACGACAAGCUUUGCAAGAAGAGCAGAAUAACAAAUUGGCAAUUGAAGAGCAGAAUAAAUUAGUAGAAAUAUUGACACAAAAUUUUGCGGCUAGUGAAGAAGAAAAAAGUAUUCUUAAGCAAGAAUUUUCAGCUAAGGAUAUUAUAAUCGAAACGUUGAGGAAGGAGUUAAGUAAUAAAGAUCAAUAUCAAACCCAAUUCAAUAAUGCUGAACAGCAAAAUCUGGAGUUAAAGCAAAAAAUGCAGGAAGACUUAAAAAAAUUAGAGGAGUUAAGAACAGAUCUACACGAAAAGUCUAACCAAUUAGAUGUAUUACAGCAAAAGUUUGAAAAUAUAAAAUCUAUAGAAGAAAACACCAUUAGCUUGUUUGAGUUUAAACUACUACAAGAAGCAAAAUAUUUGAUAGAAAAUCAGUAUGAAGAUUUGAAAAAAGAAUUUGAGUUACAAAGAGCAACACUGGAAGAAUUGCAAACUUCUAAAAAAGAUUUAGGAAGUGAAGCAAAGGCUUUAGCGCGUAUUGCAGAACUUGAAAGUCAACUGCUUGAUACAGCAGACUUACAAAAAACCAUAGAAACAUUAAAUUAUGAAAAAGGAGAAAUGAUCAAAGCACUGCAGCAAAAACAUUCCGAAAAUAUGCAGUAUUAUAUGGAAAUACAGCGUCUUCAGCCACUUGUACAACAGUUGCAGCAGCAACAACAAGAAAUGCAAGCAGCCAUUGCAGCUCCAAAGACAUGUGAAAAGUGCAAUACACUCGAAACAAAUAUAGUUGAGUUGAAAAAACAGGAGGAAAAAUUACAGGACCAAAUUAAUUUCCUUAAAGAAAAAUCUGAUAUUCUAACUACCAACUUACUGACGGAACAAACCAAUCAGAAGCUUAUACAACAAGAAAAGGCCGAAGUUCAAGAACAGAAUGCAAUGAUACGAAAAGACCUGGAACGCUUACAGAAACAUUUAUUGGAAAUAGAAGAAAUGCAUACUCAAGAAACAAUUGAAAUGGAACGGAAACUUAAUGAAACAAAUGCAGAGAUGUGUGCUUUACAGGACGAAGUGUCCAAAUCCAGCAAUGCCUAUACGUCUGCAAGUAUACGAGCCAAUCAACACGCUGAAACACUGCAGGCGCAGUACGCUUUGGUGAUACAGCAACGUGAUGAGUUAGUAGCGAAGUUGAGUUUAGCCGAAGACAGAGAGUUGAAAAACCAAGCGGCGCUGUGCAAUCUACAAUGUGCGUUGGAGCAGUUUCAAAAUGAUAAGGAAAGCGAAAUCAAAACUGCAACUUUACGUUUACGCAAAGACUUACAGAGGGAAGCAGAGAAAAAAGUACAACUUGAAGUUGAAAUAUCUAAUUUAAGCCAAAAUCUUUCCGAAGCUAAUGAGGGGUUACUUGCUGCUUCUCGUCUAUCUGAUCAGUUAGAAUCUUCUAAAGAAAAUAUUGCCUCCUUGAGAGAAGAAGUCGAAAUAAUAAAUCAACAAAAACUAGCUUUGGAACAAAAGCUUAACCAAAGUGAAUCGGGGCAAACGGAUAAGAUCGAAAAGAGUCUCAUUAAAAGCUUACUUAUUGGAUAUGUGGUCAGCGCUAAUCCAAAUGAUAAGAAUCAAGUUCUGCGUAUGAUUUCUUCCGUUCUAAACUUUACACAAAAUGAAUCAGAUAAAGUUGGUCUUAAUAAACAGCAAUCCAGUUGGCUUGGUUCUAUAUUAGGCGGUGGCAGUAAUCAACCAGGAGGUACACAUUCCAAUGAAAAUUUAGUAGAGGCUUUUGUACAGUUUCUAGAAAAGGAGUCUCAACCCAGAGCUAAUCAAAAUAACUUACCCAAUUUAUUAAAUAUAACACAAGCGCAACAUGCGUCAAAUAUAUCAGGUGCGUCGUCUCAAGAAGCCACUCGUCGCACCUCUACCUCAAGUAAAAGUGGCACCACACCUGCACCAAUACCCAUACAACCUAUACAAUUAAAUUCAACAAUUUUAGAUGAAUUUCAACCAAAUCGAAAUUCUAGUACGAUAUUAAAAGAUAUUCUAAGUGACUCAUGAUUAUUGUGAAUUUAAUGUAUAAUUUUAUUUUUAAACUUUUAACUAAAAUUUAAAUGUGCUAUUUAAUUUUAAAUACUGUCUU
Teleopsis dalmanni is the source of this 4794-nucleotide messenger RNA. RefSeq names its product putative leucine-rich repeat-containing protein DDB_G0290503 (gene Gmap). Lineage: Eukaryota; Metazoa; Arthropoda; Insecta; Diptera; Diopsidae. Gene Ontology annotation, molecular function: small GTPase binding. The transcript is spliced from 7 exons. Gene Ontology annotation, cellular component: Golgi apparatus. The record is from RefSeq and is a predicted model, not a curated record. Bases 153 to 4712 code for a protein of 1519 amino acids. Gene Ontology annotation, biological process: endoplasmic reticulum to Golgi vesicle-mediated transport; Golgi organization.